Molecule: messenger RNA, 904 nt
Organism: Syngnathoides biaculeatus (alligator pipefish)
Lineage: Eukaryota; Metazoa; Chordata; Actinopteri; Syngnathiformes; Syngnathidae
Gene: glrx2
Product: glutaredoxin 2
Exons: 5
Coding region: 97-552 (151 amino acids)
Source: RefSeq, a predicted model, not a curated record
UUACGUUGAAGGGAAGUAAUUCACUUACUACUUCCCGUGUUCAUAUGAGGUAGGCUUCAAAAAGGUAUAUGAAGGACAGAAACAAUUUUUUUUUAGAUGUUUUCUCGAGCUGGAUGUUUUCCUCGAGUGGCAAGGACCGCCUGCCGAAGAAUGGGAAAUUUUGCUUCCUCCACAACAGGUGGAUCAACAAGUACAGCAUGUGUAAAGUUUGUUAAUGAAUUGGUGUCACAGAACUGCGUUGUGAUAUUUUCCAAGACCACAUGUCCAUACUGCAAAAUGGCAAAAAAUGUGUUCAAUGAAAUAGGUGCUUCUUACAAAGUAAUUGAACUUGAUGAACACAAUGACGGGAGGAGACUACAAGAGGCCUUAGCUCAGAUAACUGGUGCUAAAACGGUUCCAAGAGUCUUUGUGAAUGGAAACUGUAUCGGAGGUGGUUCAGAUACCAAACAGCUUCAUCAGCGGGGCAAGUUAGUGUCCCUAAUCAAUCAGUGUGCGCCGUGCUGUCCUAGCACCGAAGGCUCCGGGAGUGGACUUUUUCAAUAUGCAAAAUGACUAACAGUUCUUGUAUCUUUCAGUAACAGUUCUUGUAUCUUUCAGUUAUGGAUUGAUACAUGUUUGUUAAAUAUUGGGCUUCAAGUUGCAUGUUGUUGACUCAUUUAUUUAUCAUAGUGCAUUGAAUACUUGUCAUCCAACACAUUUUCAUUCAACAGUUUACAUUUAAGUUUUCAUGUAAAGCAUCCAGCAUCGUCUUAGGUCUGGUUUCAGUAGGCAUUGGAUACUAAUAAUUGAUGAUGAUAAUAAUAAUUUUUAUUUCUAAAUAUGCUUGUACAUUGCAAAUCGUUUCAGGGUAUUUGUGCCAAAUGAUAUAUGUCUCAUGAUCCAAAUAAAAGAUCCUGUGAAACUC